AUGGCAAUCGAUCUCAUUGAUGCUACCUUGAAAGCAAAACGUAAUUGCAAUAAGAAAAGCAAACCCGAUUGCCCACUUACUCUUUACUCAGAAGCUCGCUAUCUCCUCAUUAGGCUUCCCAAUUCCAAAUUCAUCAAAAUGUGUUUUGGAUUAUUGCUUUUGGCAUUGGCCUUAACUUCUUUACCAUUCAUAAUGGGAUUAACCUUGCUUGAAAAAAUCUCUUCCUCCCACCAAGCCAUGCCUAAUUCUUUUGAUCACAUCAACUACGAUUCUACGAACACCAACCAGGUUUUCUCAAAUUUAUUUCCUGACUUAACCAACGAAGACGUCAUGAAUAAAAAGCAACAAAAAGCACAAUUGCUAAGCAAUGAAGGCCUCAACUUGGCUGCGCCGAGGAAGUUAUGUGGUUACUCAUCAGAGGCCAAAAAAGCAGCGUUGGAGAAACUAGAGGACGUGCUUUUGGAGCCACCAAGAGCAGCAUCAGGGAAAUCACGAAAAUAUUUGAAGCGCACGCGCUACUUACCAGAUUUGAUGGGUGAUUCUCUCGAAAGCUACCCUCGUCAUAUUUUCAUCGACGUGGGGUUGCCAGAGAAAGAAGGAGGGAGUGGAACCGAUUGGUUUCGGAAGAAUUACCCAACGAGGAAAAAGAAUUUUGAGAUAUAUAAGAUUGAGACGGAGACAGAGGAAUCUUCAGGGAAAGAGGUGUCACAAAUAGGAAUGUCUGAUUGGUUGAGGAAGAAUGUGAAGGAUGAAGAGUAUGUGGUGAUGAAAGCUGAGGCUGAAGUGGUUGAUGAGAUUAUGAGGGGUAAUUCCAUUGGGCUAGUGGAUGAGCUUUUCUUGGAAUGCAAGCCAAAACAAGGGAACAAAAGGAAUAGAAGUCGAAGGGCUUAUUGGGAAUGUUUGGCAUUGUAUGGGAUGUUAAGGGAUGAAGGUGUUGCUGUGCACCAAUGGUGGGGUUAGAAAGAAAUACAAUGGUGUACGUGUGUGUUGAGUUAACGU
Molecule: messenger RNA, 999 nt
Organism: Abrus precatorius (Indian licorice)
Lineage: Eukaryota; Viridiplantae; Streptophyta; Magnoliopsida; Fabales; Fabaceae
Exons: 1
Coding region: 1-960 (319 amino acids)
Source: RefSeq, a predicted model, not a curated record